Molecule: messenger RNA, 1029 nt
Organism: Microtus oregoni (creeping vole)
Lineage: Eukaryota; Metazoa; Chordata; Mammalia; Rodentia; Cricetidae
Gene: Oxgr1
Product: oxoglutarate receptor 1
Exons: 1
Coding region: 1-1029 (342 amino acids)
Biological process (GO): G protein-coupled receptor signaling pathway
Cellular component (GO): plasma membrane
Molecular function (GO): G protein-coupled receptor activity
Source: RefSeq, a predicted model, not a curated record
AUGAAAAAAACCAUAAAUGAGCCACUGGAUGGUCUAGUCAAUGAAUCUGAUUUCCUAGACUACGUAGCUGUUUUGGAAAACUGCACUGAUGAGCAGCAAAUCUUAUUCAAGAUGCAGUACCUCCCUGCGAUCUACAGCAUCAUCUUCCUUGUGGGCUUCCCGGGGAACACGGUGGCGAUUUCCAUCUACAUUUUCAAGAUGCGACCCUGGAAAAGCAGUACUGUCAUCCUGCUGAACUUGGCCUUGACUGACCUGCUGUACCUGACGAGCCUUCCUUUCCUCAUCCAUUACUACGCGAGCGGUGAACACUGGGUCUUCGGGGACUUCAUGUGCAAGUUCAUCCGCUUCGGCUUCCACUUCAACCUCUACAGCAGCAUCCUCUUCCUCACCUGCUUCAGCAUCUUCCGUUACGUUGUCAUCAUUCACCCAAUGAGCUGUUUUUCUAUUCAGAAAACGCGGUGGGCGGUGGUAGCUUGUGCGGGGGUGUGGGUCAUCUCUUUGGUCGCUGUCAUGCCUAUCACUUUCCUGAUCACAUCAACCACCAGGACCAACAGGUCUGCUUGUCUUGACCUCACCAGUUCAGAUGACCUCACUACUAUCAAAUGGUACAAUCUCGUUUUGACUGCCACCACUUUCUGCUUGCCCUUGGUGAUAGUGACGCUUUGCUACACAACAAUUAUCAGCACCCUGACUCAUGGGCCUCAGACCCACAGCUGCUUUAAGCAGAAGGCCCGGAGAUUGACCAUCCUGCUGCUCCUAGUGUUCUAUAUAUGUUUUUUACCCUUCCACAUCCUGAGGGUCAUUCGGAUUGAAUCUCGCCUGCUUUCCAUCAGCUGCUCCAUCGAGAGUCACAUUCACGAAGCUUACAUUGUUUCUAGACCAUUAGCGGCCCUCAACACCUUUGGAAACCUGCUGCUGUAUGCCGUGGUCAGCAAUAACUUCCAGCAGGCAUUCUGCUCCAUAGUGAGUUGCAGAGCCAGUGGAGACCUUGACCAAGAAAAGAAAGACAGUUGCUCAAACAACCCUUGA